AUGUUGGAAGUAUGCAAGCAACAAGGACACAAGGAAGGUUAUUGCAACAGCAACAAGAAUGCGCCGUCGAAACCGUUCAAACAGGCCAAAUCCAAAAAGAACGUGAAGACAAAAAGCAUCUACACGGUUCGCAACAUCGGAAGCAAGCGGAAGUUCAUCCCGGUCGAGCUCAAUGGUGUAGCAGUCAAACUUCAACACGACUCGGUGUCCGACAUCACCAUAAUCUCAGAAGAAACAUGGAUCAGCAUCGGACAGCCACCCACUCAACCGACGGAAGAAUCUGCAGUUACAGCUUCUGGUGGCAAUCUCAACCUUCUCGCUGAGUUCCAGACCGAGAUCACCAUCAAGAAUGUUACCAAUACUGGUCGCAUUUUCAUCUCAAGCAGCGCUGAACUCAACGUUCUAGGAAUCGAGACUAUGGAUCUGUUCGAUUUGUGGUCUGUGCCGAUAAGCAGCUUGGUCAACGUCGUACACCAACGUUCUGAUCAGUUCACCAAUCAACUCAAGCAACAGUUUCCGGAAGUUUUUCGAAGCACGCUGGGUAGAUGCACAAAAGCGCAAGUGAAGUUGUACCUCAAGCCUGACGCACGUCCUGCAUAUUGCCCGAAACGACCAGUAGCGUACGCUGCAUUCGCCAAGGUGGACGCAGAACUUGAGAGGCUCCAGCAAAACGGUAUAAUUUCUCCAGUUCAAUUCUCGGACUGGACAGCACCAAUAGUCGUCGUACGCAAGUCGGACAAUGUAUCAGUCCGUGUAUGUGGCGAUUAUUCGACGGGGCUGAACAACGCGCUAGAAUGUGACCAUCAUCCACUGCCUCAUCCUGACGACCUCUUUGCGGAACUAGCUGGAGCACGUUACUUCACUCAUCUCGAUUUGUCUGACGCUUACCUACAGGUCGAGGUCGAGGAGGAAUCGCGAAAGCUACUCACGGUCAACACGCAUCGUGGACUGUUCCAGUAUAACCGACUACCCCCCGGAGUCAAGUCGGCACCCGGCGCUUUCCAGCGCAUCAUCGACAGCAUGGUGGCCGGCAUCCCUGGAGUCAAGCCGUAUUUGGACGACAUCCUCAUCGCUGGUCGCACCAAGCAGGAACACGAUCGCUGUCUCUACGCUGUUCUCGAGCAGAUCCGUGAGUAUGGCUUUCACCUACGCCUCGAAAAAUGUCGUUUCGCACUCUCCCAGAUCAAGUUUCUCGGACACAUCGUGGAUAAGGACGGUAUUCGGCCUGACCCUUCAAAAACAGAAGCCAUUUCCAAGAUGCAGUCUCCGAAGGAUGUCCAGCAACUCCGUUCCUACCUCGGUGCUGUCAACUACUAUGGUAGAUUCGUUAAGCAGAUGAAGCAACUCAGGGCUCCUCUGGACAGCCUCCUCAAGAAAAAUGCACGCUGGAACUGGACCAAGGAUUGCCAGAAGUCUUUCGAGCAGCUCAAGGCCAUUCUACUUUCCGACCUGCUGCUUACACACUGCGACCCGUCCAAGGAAAUCGUUGUUGCAGCAGAUGCAUCGAAGUACGGCCUUGGCGCUGUCAUCAUGCAUCGAUUCACGACCGGUGAAGUGACGGCAAUUGCGCACGCCUCGCGCUCACUGACCCCAGCAGAGAUGAACUACGGACAAGUGGAGAAGGAAGCAGUGGCCCUGAUAUUCGCUGUCACCCGUUUCCACAAAAUGCUGUAUGGACGACACUUCCUCCUGCAAACCGAUCAUCAACCGCUACUCAAGUCCAACGGCCAAGCGGAGCGAUUCGUUGAUUCACUCAAGCGUGGCCUCAAGAAGCUAGCCAAGAGGGAAGGAUCAUCCACACUGGAGCACCUGCAGACAUUCCUUUCGGUGUAUCGUUCAAUCCCAAACCGAAACACACCGCACUCGACGUCUCCAGCAGAAGCAUUCCUCGGAAGACCAGUGCGCACCACUUUGGACCUACUGAAGAAACCUGUUUCUGUAACUGAAGCUGUCAAGAACCACAAACAAAACGAACAGUUCAAUUGGCGGCAUGGAGCAGUCAAGCGCGAGUUUGAAGAAGAUGACCUGGUCUACGUUGAACAGCAUCGCAGAAACGCCAAGUCCUGGAUUCCUGGUCGAGUCAUCGAACGGAAAGGUUCCGUCAACUAUAUCGUUGCACUGGACAUAAACGGGAGACCGAAGCUGAGCAAGCGACGCAGCAACUACCAUGAGAAAUCCUGCUUGAUGAAAUUCAAGAUGAAGCUGUACCGUUGGAUCCAGAAGUGCCAUUCAAUAACGAUGUCCCUAUUCCUGUUGGUUCCGUAUCACUCGAAGCUGAUGGUCGAGUGGCAAGUACGUCUGGCGAAAAUCCUUUUUCGACAAUCGAUCAUGAACCUGCUGCUCAAGAUGGAGAACUUCAGUCCGCACAAAGGCCCGUGUCAUCUGAAGCAGUUGGAGACUUUAUUGACGUUCUGUACGAGAAUCAAGAAUUCCAAGAUGGCUCUCUUCCUAUGA
Molecule: messenger RNA, 2454 nt
Organism: Ochlerotatus camptorhynchus
Lineage: Eukaryota; Metazoa; Arthropoda; Insecta; Diptera; Culicidae
Exons: 4
Coding region: 1-2454 (817 amino acids)
Biological process (GO): proteolysis
Molecular function (GO): nucleic acid binding; aspartic-type endopeptidase activity
Source: RefSeq, a predicted model, not a curated record